AUGCGUCGACCUGAUCGUACAUUUGAUCCCUAUGCUGAAAGUCCAGUAGAUGGUGUUAUAGCUGCAUUUUGUAGUGUACGUGUUAUAUCAGGUCAAUUUUUAUCCGAUAAAAAAAUCGGUACCUAUGUCGAAGUUGAUAUGUAUGGUUUACCAGCUGAUACAAUUCGUAAAGAAUAUCGUACUAAAACGAUUCCAGCCAAUGGUCUCAAUCCAAAAUAUGAUGAAAGUGUUUUUGAGUUUCGAAAAAUUGUUCUUCCGGAUUUAGCUAUUUUACGUAUUGCUGUUUAUGAAGAAACAGGAAAACUUAUAGGACAACGUGUUUUACCGCUAGAUGGUUUACAAGCAGGUUAUCGACAUAUAUCAUUGCGUACAGAAGGAAAUUUUCCAUUAUCAUUACCAACAAUAUUUUGUCAAAUUAUUCUAAAAUCUUAUGUGCCUGAUGGUCUAAGUGCAUUUGUUGAUCAAUUAAAUAAACCAUUAUUAAUAAAACGAACUGAAGAAUUACUGUAUGCAACUUCUAAUAAUUCUUUUGAUAGUUGUUCAACAUCAACUAAUUCAUCUGUACGACGAUCGCGUAUACAUGAUUUAAAUUCAUCAUCAACUGCUUCAAUAGAUACAAGAGCAACAAUAAUAACUGUUCCUAGUACUACUUCAAUAAGUACAUUAUUAACCACUGAUACAAAUAAUCUUACGGCAACAUCAUCACUUAAAUCAAAAACCUCAAUUGAAACAACUAUUCCAAUAACAUUAGACUAUUUACGUGAACAUAAAAAUUAUUGUAAAUUAAAAACUAAACAAGAUAAAGAAUUAGCUUUAAUGAAGAAAAAACAUGCAAAAGAACAAAAUUUACUUUGUGAACAACAAUCGAAAAUAAUGAGUAAAGCAAAAAAUGAUUAUGAAAAAAUUACACGAUCGCCAAUGAUACAAGGUGGAAAUUCAAAAAAAGAAUUAAGUAAUGGUGGUAGUUCAGGUGAAGGAAAAGCUGAUCCCAGGUUAAUGGAUUUAAUUAAUGAACAAAAUGUUGAAUGGACAUCACUUGUACAAAGACAAUUAACAGAAUUAAAUGUAAUUCGUCGACAACAUACUAAAGAACAAUGUGAUUUAUUACUUUUUUUACUUGAUGAAACACAAAAAACACAAAUGAAAGAAAUAAUUGAAAGACAUUCAAGAGAAAAGAAAGAUCUUGAAUUAAGCCAAGUACGACAAAAUAUUGAAGAUAGUAAACGACUUGGUUCAGAAAAAAAUAUUAGAAAUAAAUCAGAUUUAGAUCGUCGAGUACGUGAAUUAAAAUCAAAUAAUACAAAAAAAUUUUUAGAAGAACGAAAAAGACAAAUGAUGAAACAUGAUCGAGAAAAAGAAAAUUUAAUUAAAUCACAUGAAAUACAAAAAACAACUCUUACAAAUGAAAUUAAUAAGAUGGAUGCGAAAUUUUCACGUUUACAAAAUUUUGUUAAUGAAUCUAAUAGUAAUAAUAAUGAUAAUAUUCAAUCAUGGUCUCGAGCAAUCUUUUCACGAGAUUUAUUUCAAACAAAUAUAGAUCGUGUACAAACUUUUUUUAAUAAGCGUUCAGUUGGUUCAUUAACAUCAUCAUCAUCAAGUACAGAUGAUAUACAAAUAUUAUUACAAAAAGGUGACAAUGAUCCUAUCUUACCAGCAUUGAGUCGUAAACAACGUAUUUUGGGUUUUAUGAUGUGCCUUGUUAUGGGUAUAUUUUGUAUGUCAAUGGCUACAUUGUAUAUUUCAGUAAUUGUAAUCAAAGCACGAAAAUUUGCUUUACUAUUUUCAUUUGGUAGUCUUUUUUUUCUUUCAAGUUUUUCAAUGUUAUGGGGACCAACAAAUCAUUUCAAACAUUUAACAAAUAUUGAUCGUCUCCCAUUUUCUAUAUCAUAUAUAAUUACUCUUAUUUGUACAAUAUAUUAUUCAGUAUGGGUCAAAAGUUAUUUCUUCACAAUGAUUUUUGUUCUGUUACAAAUUGGUGCUCUCAUCUGGUAUAUUGUUUCAUAUAUCCCUGGUGGUGCACAUGGUCUGAAAUUUUUCUCAAAACUUUUUUAUAUGUUUGUUUCAAAAACUGUUACAACAACAUUGCCAGUUUAA
Molecule: messenger RNA, 2094 nt
Organism: Rotaria sp. Silwood2
Lineage: Eukaryota; Metazoa; Rotifera; Eurotatoria; Philodinida; Philodinidae
Source: the annotation of a GenBank genome assembly